Drosophila busckii is the source of this 1618-nucleotide messenger RNA. It is a transcript of the gene Bap55, whose product is annotated as actin-like protein 6B. NCBI's taxonomy places the organism in Eukaryota, Metazoa, Arthropoda, Insecta, Diptera, Drosophilidae. Gene Ontology annotation, molecular function: chromatin binding. Bases 113 to 1387 code for a protein of 424 amino acids. The record is from RefSeq and is a predicted model, not a curated record. Gene Ontology annotation, cellular component: NuA4 histone acetyltransferase complex; SWI/SNF complex. The transcript has 3 exons. Gene Ontology annotation, biological process: nervous system development; regulation of transcription by RNA polymerase II.
AUCCAUGAAAAGUUAGCAUUUACCGGUGUACACAAUAUAGCAAUAAGCAAACCGCGUAAAUUGUUUGUUUUCUUUGGGAAAAUAAAAAAGUGAGUGCAAUCGAAUCACUACGAUGACUAUGCUUUAUGGUGGCGAUGAAAUUGGGGCAUUGGUAUUUGAUCCCGGCCACCAUUCAUUGCGCGUGGGUUACGCUCAAGAGGAUUCUCCCAAAGCAGAGAUACCUUCUGUUGUGGGUAUUGGCACAAACGGUGCUAGCGACACUAAUUUAGAUCCAGAGACUAAAACCGACAACAAUGCAACGCCAAACAAUGCAGAUAAUCGCAAAUUUUAUGUUGACACAAACUAUGUAAAUGUUCCGCGCUCACAGAUGGAGACGCAAACCUAUAUGAAAGACGGCAUGAUUGAUAAUUGGGAACUCUUCGAGAAGGUGCUCGAUUAUGCGUACGCAAAUGUUAUACAAUCUGAGCCCGAGUAUCAUCCUGUGCUGUUCUCAGAGGCAUCUUGGAAUGUACGCAACAAUCGCGAGAAACUCACAGAGCUAAUGUUUGAGAAAUACAAUGUACCAGCAUUCUUUUUGGUAAAGAAUGCUGUGCUGGCGGCCUUUUCGAGCGGUCGUGCCACAGCUUUAGUAGUUGAUAGUGGCGCUACACACACCUCCGCAGUGCCCGUGCACGAGGGUUAUGUGCUUUCUCAGGCUGUAGUUAAGUCGCCACUUGGCGGCGAUUUUCUUUCCAGACAGUGUCGAACGCACUUGGAGAAGCACGGUAUUGACUUGUCACCCGUGUACAAAAUCGCUAGCAAAGAUGUAGUAAAGGAGCGUGAUAAUGCACGUUUUACAUUGCGCAAACUGCCCGAGAAUCUCACACAGUCGUGGCAGAAUUAUAUGCUGCAGCUUAUGAUGCAGGACUUCCAAAUGAAUGUGCUUCAGGUGCUCGAGAAUCCCUUUGAUGAGCGCGUCGCUUCACAAAUACCCAUGGUACACUACGAGUUCCCCAAUGGCUACCACCAGGACUUUGGCUCAGAGCGUUUUAAAAUUGCCGAAAGCCUUUUCGAUAAUGCCAUGCUGGGCGCUGGCCAAUUAGCUUCCACCAGCGUUGGCAUGUGCGAUGCUGACGUGCGUCUGUCGCUUUUUGGCUCUGUUGUGGUUACAGGUGGCAACACAUUGCUGCAAGGAUUCCCCGAGCGUCUUAAUCGCGAUUUGCAGCUAAGAGCACCCUCGAACACACGCUUGAAGAUGAUUUCAGCUAACGGCAGCGUAGAGCGUCGAUUUGGUUCCUGGAUUGGAGGCUCCAUACUUGCCAGCAUUGGCACUUUUCAGCAAAUGUGGAUUUCCUCGCAGGAGUAUGAAGAAGCUGGAAAAAGUCAAGUGGAGCGCAAGUGCCCCUAGACGUGUACUUCCCAUUUUAAUUGUAAUUUUCUAUAUAAACUUUUGUAUGCGCUAUAAAUUUCAUAACCAACUGGUCACGAACUAUGUAUGUAUAAAAGCCAAAUUAUAUGGCCAAUAAGCUCAUGACCUGUUCUUCUUUUAACGAGAUUGUCGUAAGCUUUCAUAAUAUUCCCGAAAUAGACUGCGCUACAAAACACUCGCGCCAACACCACACAAUAAAAUAUAAUUUAA